Messenger RNA from Zingiber officinale, 560 nucleotides. Its product is annotated as ejaculatory bulb-specific protein 1-like. Bases 88 to 363 code for a protein of 91 amino acids. Lineage: Eukaryota; Viridiplantae; Streptophyta; Magnoliopsida; Zingiberales; Zingiberaceae. The transcript has 2 exons. The record is from RefSeq and is a predicted model, not a curated record.
AAACACACACAACACGAGAUAACUUCUUCCUUUCCUCCUUUCUCGUUUCGUUCGAUAUCGUUCGGUGUUUCGAGUCUCACCUCCUUCAUGGGCCCUGGAGGACCUGGCGGACCUGGCGGGCCUGGAGGGCCUCCUGGACCUGGGUGGGCUCCCCUCCCAGGGGGCCCUUUCCCUGGCUGGGGCCCAGCACCGCCAGGGGGCCCAUUCUGGGGGCCAGGUUUUGGUGGCUUCCUACCCUCGUGGUUAGUCCUCCCAAUUUUUACUUCCUGUGCUGCUGCUGCUUACUUCAGGAAUGCUGUGGGCCCUUGUUCGGGACGGGCCCAAGGCCGUAUGGUCCUCCUCCUCCUUUUUGAAAUAUUAUAAAGUUACAGGGGUGAAUUAGUAAAAGACACACUUGAAGGGAAUGAAGGCUGAAAAACUACGGAGAACAACAAUUAUUCAUAAAGAUGCUUUUGCAGUUAUAAUGUCGAGGACUGAAAAAAAGUAAAAUUGUAAUGUCUUUGUAACAAUGUACUAGUGCAAUAUAGUUAAAUACAAGGGUUUUAAUAACUGUUAUCGAA